Molecule: messenger RNA, 229 nt
Organism: Serpula lacrymans var. lacrymans S7.9
Lineage: Eukaryota; Fungi; Basidiomycota; Agaricomycetes; Boletales; Serpulaceae
Exons: 1
Source: RefSeq, a predicted model, not a curated record
AUGAAGAAGACGGUGGAAGACAUGAAGAGGAGGAGGAGCGUUGGUCCUCCUUCAAAUGCAAACUCUGCCCGUGAUGAAGACAUGAUUGUGGACGUCAGUGAAAAUGACGAAUCUGGGACAAUACACGAAAGGAUGACUGUACAACGACAGUCAAGCCAAGGAACUGCUGACUUCUCAGAAGAGGGAAGUGAUAAAGAGAAUGAAGGUGCUUUCAGUUCACAGCAUGAUU